AUGGAGGACGCUGGAAAGCUUCUAGAAGAUGAAGUGGUGGGUGGUGAAGAGUGUGUUGAAAAAAACCAGCUUGAUGAAAAAGAAGCAGGAGACAAACAACAAGAGUCUUAUGAUGUUCAAAGCCCAAAUGAAAUUGGGACAAAGCAAGAAAAACCAAGUAAGGAAGACAAAAGUGAGGAGGAAUCACCUGUGGAUGAGACUCAGGUUAAUGAGAAAGAUACUAAAUCCAUGGACGAUGAUGAUAAGAUUCAUGAAGAUGAAGCUGACCAUGACCAUGAUGCUUUAAUGAAUAUGCAAGAGAAUAACAAUGAAGGAGAUGAAAAACAUCAAGAGCUUGUGACUCCAACCACCCUUGUGAUACAAUCACCUAGCAAAGCUGAGGAUCAUAGUGCAGUGACACUAAAGAAUGAGCUAGAGGACACAAAGAUGGAUGAGGGCUAUGAAUCUGGAACUCCAGAGGAUCAAGAAACAUUCAUGAAAGAGGUGGAAGCCAUUUAUAAGGAGAAAAACUUGGAAUUUAAGCCUCCUAAGUUUUAUGGACAACCGUUGAAUUGUUUAAAGUUAUGGAGGGCUGUUAUCAAAUUGGGUGGAUAUGAACGGGUAACUGCAUCCAAAUGGUGGCGACAAGUAGGAGAAUCUUUUCGUCCACCCAAGACAUGCACAACCGUUUCGUGGACAUUCCGCCAGUUCUAUGAAAAGGCACUUCUUGAAUAUGAAAAGCAUAAGAUCCAAACUGGUGAGGUUGAACUCCCUCUAGCAACCGUAUACCCAGAGGCUCCUAUUGUUGAAAUUGAGACAGUUGGUCAUCAGACACCAGGGUCAGGUAGGGCCCGUAGGGAUGCUGCAGCUCGAGCCAUGCAAGGCUGGCAUGCCCAACGUCUCCUAGGUUUUGGUGAGGAAAAGAAUUCUAACAAUUCACAGAAGCGCGAAAAAAGUCUGAAAAGCAUUGGGUCACUUAAACAAAAAAGACCAAGUGAAGUGCAGCAUCCAGUGAAAGCUGUACGAACCGAAACAUCUAGGCAAGUUGUCACCACGGUUGCCGAUGUGGGCCCCCCUGCUAAUUGGGUGAAAAUAAAUGUGCGAGAAACCAAAGAUUGCUUUGAAGUGUAUGCCCUAGUUCCAGGACUUCUGCGGGAAGAGGUACGAGUCCAGUCUGAUCCAGCUGGACGUCUAGUCAUCACGGGUCAACCCGAGCAACUUGACAACCCGUGGGGCAUUGCUGCUUUCAAAAAGGUGAUUAGCCUACCAUCAAGAAUUGAUCCGCUUCGUACAUCAGAAUUGAUCCGCUUCGUACAUCAGCAAUUGUGA
Messenger RNA from Lactuca virosa, 1308 nucleotides. NCBI's taxonomy places the organism in Eukaryota, Viridiplantae, Streptophyta, Magnoliopsida, Asterales, Asteraceae. The record is from the annotation of a GenBank genome assembly.